Funneliformis mosseae is the source of this 1238-nucleotide messenger RNA. The record is from the annotation of a GenBank genome assembly. Lineage: Eukaryota; Fungi; Glomeromycota; Glomeromycetes; Glomerales; Glomeraceae.
AUAUCUACAAAGCACGUCAGCAACUUGAAGAAGAUCAUUAUGGUCUUGAGUCAGUUAAGAAACGUGUUUUGGAAUACUUGGCCGUUUUAAAAUUAAAAGAAGAUCUGAAAGGACCUAUUCUAUGUUUACUUGGUCCUCCAGGUGUUGGAAAAACUUCAUUGGGUAAAAGUAUUGUAAAUGCGCUCGGUCGAAAAUUCCACAGAAUCUCUUUGGGUGGUGUAAGAGAUGAGGCUGAGAUUCGCGGACAUCGUCGAACUUACAUUGGUGCCAUGCCUGGUCUUAUCGCCCAAGGUCUUAGACGUGUCGGAGUUAAAAACCCUGUAUUUUUACUUGUUGGCCAUUUGAGUAACCAUGGAGACCCAUCUGCCGCUUUGCUUGAAGUCCUCGAUCCAGAACAUAAUACUUUUAACGAUCAUUACCUUAACGUCCCCCUUGAUUUAUCUAAAGUUUUAUUUAUCGCUACGGCUAAUCAAGUUGACACGAUACCUCCUCCUCUUUUAGAUCGUAUGGAACUUAUAACUGUUCCAGGUUAUACAUUUGAUGAGAAAAUAAAUAUUGCACAAAGACAUUUAUUACCAAAGCAAAUCAUAAAUCACGGUCUUUCAGUAGGAGAUGUAAAGAUUUCUGAUAAAUUGUUACUAAAAAUUGCUUCUGGCUACACCAGAGAAGCCGGUGUUAGAAGUUUAGAAAGAGAGAUUGCGAGUGUUUGUCGAGCAAAAGCUGUGGAAUAUGCUGAUGCAAAAUAUAAAGACGAAUUAGAUGGUUACACUGGGGAAAUUACUGAGGAGGAAGUUGAAAAAAUCUUGGGGGUUACUAAAUUCGAUAAUGAAGUUGCAGAACGUACUGCUAGACCAGGUGUAAUUACUGGGUUAGCAUGGUCAGCAUCUGGAUCCGGUGGUAUUUUAUUUAUUGAAGCUACACAAAUGGCUGGAAAAGGCAACCUUCAAUUAACAGGUAAGUUGGGAGAUGUAAUCAAAGAAUCAGCCAACAUCGCACUUUCGUGGGUGCGAGCACAUGCUUUUCAGUUGGGAAUUACAACAUCGGAAACCGAAUCUAAGUUUUUCUUUCAGAGAGACAUUCAUAUACAUUUUCCUGCAGGUGCAGUAGGUAAAGAUGGCCCGUCAGCCGGUGUAGCAUUGACAACUGCACUUGUGUCUUUAUUCACGGAUAGGCGUGUACCACCAACAACAGCAAUGACGGGUGAAAUUACUCUACGAGGUCAAGUUUUACCCUGUUAG